AUGGCCAAAACGAAGCCCUCGAAGAAACAGUCCAAGAAAAAGCGCGAGUCGGUCCUCCACGGCACAAAAAGCAUGUCGACGAGACCAACGGAGAACGCAGAAGCCCUGUUUGAACAGGCUGCAGUGUUAUUACAGACCGGACAGCCGGGCGAAGCACUACCGCUCGUUGAACGAGCUCUAAAAAACACCUCUUCCGACUCGCCGAAAUACCUAGUUGGAUUGAACCUCAUAGGGGAGAUAUACGUGGAGCUAGGCGAAAUAGAUUCUGCACGACAGCAAUUCCUACGAGCCGUUGAGCUAGAUCCAGAGGGCGAAAUAGACGAGACGAUUGAUGGAGGUGCAGAGAAGUUCUUAUGGCUGGCCCAAUUGAGCGAAGAAGGUGGUAAAGAUAGCGUACGGUGGUUUGAGAGAGGCGUAGGCGCAUUGAAGAGAAACCUACAGUCGCUAGAAGGGAAGAACGACGAAGUUGCGCAGGAGAUACGUGAAGGGUUUAAGAAGAGGCUUGCACAUGCGCUCUGCGGAGUGGUGGAGAUAUACAUGACGGAUCUAUCAUGGGAAGAAGACGCGGAAAGUAGAUGCGAAGCGCUCAUAACAGAGGCAUUGCUAGUUGCCCCUGAUUCCUCAGAAUGCCUACAGACUUUAGCAUCAAUUAGGAUAUCACAGCUCCGGUUCGAUGAUGCCAAAGCGGCGCUAUCAAGAAGUUUAGAUGUAUGGAAAGACGAGCCAGCGGAAAGCACACUUAUACCAGAUUUCCCUUCCAGGAUAAGCCUUUCUCGCCUACUAAUGGAAGUUGAGAUGGAAAACGAGGCUCUCCAGGUGCUUGAGAGAAUGGUGUUUGAAGACGACCAGAGCAUUGAGACAUGGUAUCUCGGUGGAUGGUGUCUUUAUCUGAUAAGCAAAAAGGACCAGAAACAGACCCCGGGAGAGGCCAAUACAGAUACAAAGGAGCAACAUGCUGCUACUCUCCUGACCAGCCGGAAAUGGCUCAGACAGGCUUUGAAGCUUUGCGAAAUUGUCGGCUAUGAGGAUGAGAAGCUCAAAGAGCAUGCCAUCGAGCUUGUCCAAGAGAUCCAGGGCGAGCUGGGCAUCUCUGGAGACGACGAAGCUGGUGAUGAUGAUGUAUGGGAAGAUGAUACGGACUCAGAUCCAGGUAAUGACCAUGACAUGACAGACUCUUAG
Nannizzia gypsea CBS 118893 is the source of this 1179-nucleotide messenger RNA. RefSeq lists its product as hypothetical. The transcript is spliced from 2 exons. Gene Ontology annotation, molecular function: protein binding. Lineage: Eukaryota; Fungi; Ascomycota; Eurotiomycetes; Onygenales; Arthrodermataceae. The coding region runs from base 1 to 1179 and encodes 392 amino acids. The record is from RefSeq and is a predicted model, not a curated record.